UCAGUGAGGUGGCUGAAUCCCUAACUCAUGCAUUUGAUCUUCUUACAUGCUGAGAGACAAGCACUGCAGCUUUUUCAACCUGGAAGCAUUUUGUCACCCCCAGAGGACGACAUCCGGAUUAAAUGGUGAUUCUGUGGAAUAUUGCUGUGGUUAUCAUCCACUGACUUCACCCACAUAAUUUGAUUUGUUUGUUUGGUUGAAGGUGUUCUGAGGAGCCGUCACGAUGGAGAGUAUAAAACCCAAGUUGAAAGUGCUGAAGAAACGGCGCUCCAGUCUUUUUGCCACGGUAAAACGGGACAAGAGCUUUUCACAAAGCAUAGAGGAACAAGAGAGUGAAUUCCCGUUUUCCCAGGACAGUUCUGUGAAGUUAUGGACAUCCAUGGACAACCUGGAGACUCCGGAUGAGCAGAAAGCGCCGAGCAAAGACGCAACAAAAUUGAGGAAACCAAACAUCGUCAACCUCAACGUGGGCGGGAAGGUGUUUCACAUCCCCAAACAUCUGGUCCUCCAAUACCCCAAAACCAGGAUCGGAAUCCUGGCACUGUGUGAAGAUCCAGCCAAGCGCCUGACUCUCUGUGACGACUACAACGUUCUGAACAAUGAGUUCUUUUUUGAUAGAGACCCAAUGUUUUUCCACUACAUCUUCCACUAUUAUUGCAGCAAUGUCUUGUGGGUGAUGGACAGUCUCUGCCCUGUCAACUUUGAGGAAGAGAUGUCCUUUUGGGGGCUGAAACUGAAGGACACUCCGAGGUGCUGCCGUAUUCUGUUCGAAGAGAAGGUGGAUGACAUAAGAGACCAACUGAAGGUCAACCAGGAGCUGAUCGACGAGAUUAAGCCUCAUCAGGACGACGAGGGCUACAAGACCAUGUUCCUCGGCAACAUUCGGAAGAUUCUCUGGGACCUGAUGGAGAACCCUUACUCUUCCAUGUCAGCCAAAGCCUUUGCUGUGUUUUCCAGUCUCUUUGUGCUCAUCUCCAUCGUUUCCAUGACGAUGAACACGGUGAACGAACUCAGGCAGUACAAAUUGGCUGGCAAAACCUACAUGGAGUGGGUGGAGAUCGCCUCCAUCCUUUUCUUCACCUCGGAGUACUUCUUGCGCUUGCUCACCACGUCCGACAUCAAGCAUUUUGUCAAGAGUGCCCUCAACUUUGUGGACGUGGUGGCCGUCAUGCCGUACUUUAUCCAGAUCAUGUUUGAGACCUUUGUGAUCGAUUCGGAGGACCUCAGCGCACAGGAAGAUUUGAAGGCCAUGGCGAGGGUCAGCAAAGUCAGCAAGGUGCUCAAAGUUGUCAAGCUGAUGCGCAUCUUCCGUAUCCUCAAGCUCGCCCGUCACUCUACCGGCAUGAGGGCGUUUGGCUUCACUAUUCGCCAGUGCUCUGAGCAGGUGUGUUGUCUGUUUCUCUUCAUCGCCAUGGGGAUCUUCACCUUCUCAGCUCUGAUGCAUUCAGUGGAGGCGGACCAGCCUGGAACGCCCUUCAGCAGCAUCCCAGAUGCCUGGUGGUGGGCGGCGGUGAGCAUUUCCACUGUUGGCUACGGAGACGUGGUCCCAAUCUCGUACCUGGGGCGUUGCGUGGCCUUUGGCUGCAUCUCGUUCGGCAUCAUUCUCAAUGGCAUGCCCAUCUCUAUUCUUUUCAACAAGUUUUCCGACUACUACGCCAAACUGAAGGAACAAGAAUACACGUUUUCAAACACCGAGCGCACCUUCCAGCUCAGUAGACGUCUGCAGAACAAGUGUAACAGCUGCUUCCAAGCCCACGUGGAGGACUCCGACGAUGAGGUCCACUAUCGGCCCAGCGGAAGGCAGACUACUUUCGAGGGGGAAGAGUGAAAAGCAGCCUGAGCGCAAUCUCACUAACACUAAAUGGCCUUAAGACACAGGGGUCUCGAAAGUCUAAGACCCCCAUCUGCUUCCGACUAAACUAGCAAGAUGCAUUAUGAACAAUACAAAGGAAGAAAUAAAGACAGCUAUCAGACAAUACUGGUGCUUUGUCAUCUUGCAACGAUACAAAGAUGCUCAGACGUGUAUGUAUGUAAAUAACAAUGACACUUUUGGCGGUUCCAUCUAUCCAUCCAUUUUCUGAGCCGCUUCUCCUCACUAGGGUCGCGGGCGUGCUGGAGCCUAUCCCAGCUAUCAUCGGGCAGGAGGCGGGGUACACCCUGAACUGGUUGCCAGCCAAUCGCAGGGCACAUAGAAACAAACAACCAUUCACACUCACAGUCACACCUACGGGCAAUUUAGAGUCUCCAAUUAAUGCAUGUUUUUGGGAUGUGGGAGGAAACCGGAGUGUCCGGAGAAAACCCACGCAGGCACGGGGAGAACAGGCAAACUCCACACAGGCGGGGCCGGGGAUUGAACCCGGGUCCUCAGAACUGUGAGGCUGACGCUCUAACCAGUUGUCAAUCGUGCCGCCCGACUAUUUCAUCUUUUUUUUUAAUAACAAGGAGCAACCAAUCUAGUGACCUGGAGGAUUAUUGGAAACUUCUGGAGAUUCUGGGAGUCCCUCCAUUGAAGGGGAUGUACGCCCCUCUGCGUCCAGACUGUAACUGAAUGGUGUGUAUGUGUGUGAAACCAACUGGCUAUGUGAAAUUUGCACAGACAUAGGCAGCUAAAAAUAAAAAAAAUUGUUGUUUAAUGUAACACUUUAUGGCUGGGCAGGAGCCUUAGAGAACCUAACUGCUUGUAUACAAGCAAUUAAAAAGUCUGUUUUCAUUAAAGUACCAUAGAUGGCAAAAGUAUAGUCUGUACUCAAGUUGAAGUACAGAUACUUGUACGUAAAAGACUGGUAAAAGUAAUAAUUCAAAUCCUAAUGUAAGUAAAAAGUACUGAAAAAAAGUAAAAAAAAAUAAAAAUAAUGUACGGAAGUAAAAAUGAAGUUUUACCGUCAAUUACAUUGUUGAUAAGGCCGCAAAUAAAUGAGCGUUUGUAAUUGCCAAAUGCUGCCAUAAAAUGGCAGCAAAGCAACUGUUGCCCAUCAGAAAAGGCUACAGCCUGACUAAAUGAAGCUCCUCACCUCAGUUCAACAUAGUUCCUUGGCCCCAACAUGUCACAGGAUGGGGCCAAAGCAAUGUAUUUAUAUUAGAAAUGGCUUUGGGCUGAGUACAUAAGCACCGAAUAAUGGAAGAUAUGGUCCCCCCAGAAUCUGCAAAAAGGCGAAUUCACGAAUGACAAACUGCGAAUACCCGCGGGUUUACUGUAUACACACAAUACCUGUUUUGUUAAAUCGGCACAAUGAAAAAAAAAUAAUUUCUGCACACAAAAUAGUUUCCAUCUUUUAUUAACUUGGACUCGUUUCAAACGAGUCGUUUGAGCGUUAUAGGGCUCGUACUGAAAAUAAAAUAAAAAGGUUAAAAUCCAUCAGAAAUACAGAUAUCUGAAAAACCUACUGAAGUAAAAUAUAAAAUAUUUAUAUUCUAAAAUAUAGAAUAUAACUUUUGAUUUGAGGGUCGGAUGUCUCCCACUGUCCAAAUAUCUACCUGAAAAUGUGUGACAACAUCGCAAUGCUCUUGAGGCACCCAUGUCAUUUUUGUGUGCAUGGUGUGCAUCAAACUGGAGAGUAGAGCAGCGGCAGCAGGGUGUGUGUGUGUGUGUGUGUCAGCAGCCGUCAAAUCCAACAGUGUAAUUUUUGUUGUCAAGGAUUACUGGGAUUUGCACUUGCGACUCCCUCCUGGCCAGACAAGGACAAAGCGUAAUCAUGAGCCCUGCUAUUUUGGAAGCACACGUAAUGUGUCUGAUCAAAUGUCCACUAUGCUUUCUUGUAUUGUUUUCUUGAUCGCUCAUAAACCCCUCUAGUUGUGAAAUUAGCAUUUUUCAGCGUUACAGUCUAUAUGGUAAAUUGCGCAGGUGAUGUAUAAGUACUUGGCGUAAUCCCAACUUGCUCCAGAUACAGUAGUUCCUGUUGAGGUGCCAAAAGUGAGUUGGGCCAACACUUGCGCUGUACUGCUGGCUGUGUUACCUCCUCUCAUAAGUUCAUUAAGGCACUUAGUUACACAAAGAACACAAUGUGUCAUUGGGCAAAGAGACAGUACCAUCUGCUUCUUAAAUUGGCGCCUCUCACAUGAACAACAUCAACACAUAGUUUCUCCUGUACAAAGUAAGACAGCUCACAAAUAGCAGUAGGAGGGUGCAUUUCAUCACUAAAAGAAAGAGCGAAUGUAUAUCAUAGGGCUAAUGAUCAGGCUCCCAAGUACCUGUACCGUGGUAUGUCCUUCAGAUACGACUUUAAAGGUCCCAUAUUUUGGCUAUUUAGACCUCCAUGGAGUGACUCUCUAACAUGGACUUAGUAUAAAAGUGUCAAUUUCAUUUAAAAAAAAACAUUUUGGUUUUGUCAUACGAGUAUCCAGAAAAGGCCCAUCUCAGAGCUAUUUCAGUAUGACCCAGUUUUGUAUCCACUUAGUCCAUAUUUGGCUAAGAUCGCCCCCUUUCCUCUGUUUGGUUGCCUCUGUGUCAAAGACCCAACCCUCACUACUUGUAAGAGCACACGUGUUUGUUAUGUUGACAGCGCUGACUCGGGAGUGGAGAGGUAGGCAGAGAUCUAAGCUAGUGACGUAGAUAAGCUCGAGAAAUUUAAAUGACCUGAUCACAGGCCAGAAAAACGUCUGGAACUCGAGAAUGGGUGGACGAUAUUCAUGCAUAUUUUACAUGUUCACUGAGGCACCAUAGAGCCAAUGUUUACAUCCGCAAAACUAGAAAAAGUUGGUUUGGUAAAAUGUGACACCUUUAAUUCCCUACCAUACCAUGCUUGUUGAAACUCAAAACACAACUGACAUGAAUAGAAAUGACAUUCCCCUAAAAACCCAACAAAAUUUUAUGAUAUGCAUUUCUUAAAUGAGAAAAAUACCAGUCUUAUACCUUUUUAUACUUUGAAAAACAGAUGUAAGGAAUUAAACAGUUUAUGCAUCAUGAUUAAUACAUUGCGGCUUCUUCUGGUGUCUGUGACUUGGCCACUGGGUAGCAGUAUAAUUCAGUCUCACACACACACACAAAGAUCAAUUUCACCACUGCUGUACAGUAAAUCAUUCAUCAGUAAUCUGCAUAAAUUUUAACAGUUUUUCCGCACAGGAUAAAAAAUGUCUGUGAUAUUUUUAUACGUCUACAUGUAUUGAUGCACCAAUUGUGUUAAAAUAUCCCUUGCUUUAAGCAUGGCAACACAGCCACAUUGUUGCUAUUCAUUAGCUCGUCUAUGGUAUUUCCCAUUAUGUGCUAGCAUUAAACUAGCUGACUUUAAGGCAAACUUAUGCGGUUGUUUGAAACACACAAAGUGUAAUUCUCUUUGUUUAAUGUUUAGUUUGACAGUAAGCUUCAACUGGGU
Messenger RNA from Phycodurus eques (leafy seadragon), 5309 nucleotides. Its product is annotated as potassium voltage-gated channel subfamily V member 2. Gene Ontology annotation, biological process: potassium ion transmembrane transport; protein homooligomerization. The coding region runs from base 224 to 1828 and encodes 534 amino acids. Gene Ontology annotation, cellular component: membrane; voltage-gated potassium channel complex. Gene Ontology annotation, molecular function: delayed rectifier potassium channel activity. The record is from RefSeq and is a predicted model, not a curated record. Lineage: Eukaryota; Metazoa; Chordata; Actinopteri; Syngnathiformes; Syngnathidae. The transcript has 4 exons.